AUGGUAACGGCGGUCACACGCCGGUGGCGGGCGGUGGGGCCCCACCUCCGGGCCGGCAGGGGGCGCUUGCGGGAGGAAGAGGCGCGGGCGGAAGCGGCUCCGUUUCCAGGUAACGGCGGCGUGGCCGGUACCGGUACCGGUGCCGGUGCCGGGGAGAUGAGCAGCGGAUCUGGCCGGCGGCUGGUGCUUCACGUGGAUCUCAACAACACGGUGGUGGUGGGGGACACGGUGUCGGGGCAGGGCCCGAGGGCGGCCCUCAACAGCUUCCUCUGCACCGUCACCUGGGGCCGCGCCGACGCCGCCGGCGAGUGGCAGUGGGUAAGUGACCGCCCGUCCCUGCGCCCGCCGUGCCCCGGUGCCCUCAGCUACUACAGCCACCACGGCCGGGACCCCGCGUUCACGGAGAGGGGCUCGGGCCAGCGGUUCCGCAGCCUCCACGCCCGCCACCUGCAGCUGCUGGAGUGGCCGGGCCGGCCGCACGAGGGGCUCUCGGUGCAGGGGGACCCCGGCAAGCGCUACCACCUCCUGCUCCCCUCCUUCCUCCGCCUGCUGGAUGCCCUGCACCGGGACGGGCGGGCCUUCGCUGUCAUCUUCAGGACGUUCGGCACUGACCUGCCCCGUGUCCUCCGCGCUGUCAGCUGUGCCCUGCAGGGGCAGCACCCGCAGUUCCCUGCGUUGCGGGACGUGGCGCUCCCUGUGGACCUCACCCCUGGGCAGAUACGCUGCAGCAAGCGGGAGGUGGUGCUGACAAGGGGAGCCGAGCGCCUGACCACCCGGGAGGGUGCAAGAAAGCUUUACAACUACUUCAGCUCCUUUGAGGGAAUUGGCGGCUUCCAAGACCACUUUGACUGGUGGGCCAGAAAUCAGUUCUCCUCCCGGGGUGGGAAACCCCUGUGGAUUGACCCCCACGAUCCCAGCAUUCACCACAUCUUCAUCGAUGACAACAUCCGGCUGGACGAGGCCGACACCAUCGUUAAUCCCCAGGUGUUCUCGGAGCAGGGCAGCCACAGCCCGCGGCACGUUCCCACCUCAGAGCUGUAUGAUGUUUGCCUGGUGCAGACCGACCUGCUGCAGGCCAUUGCUGACCAGGACUAUUUCCUGCGCUGCGUGAGGAGGUGCGAGGAGAACUACGAGCGUUACCUGGCCUGCAGGGAGGAGAACACCCCGAGCCAGCAGUGGGAUGGACGGUGAUGCCUCCUCACAGGGGUGAGGGGCUCUGGACUUGGAACACCGCCUGCUUCCUG
This is a messenger RNA of Neopsephotus bourkii (Bourke's parrot), 1244 nucleotides long. RefSeq lists its product as uncharacterized. Bases 1 to 1191 code for a protein of 396 amino acids. The record is from RefSeq and is a predicted model, not a curated record. The transcript is spliced from 5 exons. NCBI's taxonomy places the organism in Eukaryota, Metazoa, Chordata, Aves, Psittaciformes, Psittacidae.